AUGGCCUUACCGGCGCAUAACUGGCUAGAACCCAUCGGUCGUGUACCAUUACAGCGACUGACGUCUACGGCCGACGAUGAUUUACCCUAUCAUCUUAAGAGCUUCUGUGCAACUCCAAGAGAUCAGCCACUACGUGCAGUUAACAUGGCGAUAGAAACCAAUAUUGAUGCAAGACUAAAGCCACGAAAACCUUUGAAAGCAAAGUUAGAGGAGCUGCCACAAUUCCCCCGUUCCUCAAACUGUUGUAUCUAUAGAGUUCCACAGCGUCUUCGCCAAGAAAAUGAAAAAGCUUAUGCACCUCAAGUAGUCUCCAUCGGCCCUCUUCACCACGGGAAACAACACUUAAAAUCCAUGGAAAAAGAAAAACAGAGGUACCUGAAAGAAUUCCUUGAACGGACUGAUGCAAAAUUGGAGGAUCUGCUCAACUUAAUCACAGAAAAGGAACAACAAUUGCGUAGCUGUUAUGCUGAAGAAAUAGAAUUUGAUCGUGAGGAAUUUGUGGAAAUGAUCUUGGUGGAUGCAACGUUCAUCAUUGAAGUGUUAUUGAGGUCUCAGUUCCGAGAUUUACAAAAACAAGAAGACCAUAUAUUUGAAAGGCCAUUUUUGAUACAAGAUAUAUGGUACGAAAUGUGGUUGCUUGAGAAUCAGAUUCCAUUCUUCAUUCUUCAGGAUAUUUUUAACCUGGAGACUAUCUCUGAAUUAGUGAAGAAUUGGAAACCAAUCAUCGAGCUUACAUACGAAUUUUUCAAGAGUUUAGAAGCAGUAAAUGGCAAAUUAAAGAAGUUCGAGAACAAUAACGUGGAAGUGAAACAUUUCACUGACUUUAUAAGAACUUGUCAUCUACCAUCAGUUAAAUCGGCUCCACGUCCAAAGAAAAGAAAAGUUGUAACUGCACCAAGUGUGAUCCAACUCAACCAAGCUGGAGCGAAGUUCAAAAAGAGCGAAAGCAACGAGUCAUUUGAUAUAACAUUCACAAAGGGGACUUUGGAAAUUCCGCAGCUGAAACUUCAGCUUGAAACUGAAUCUUUGUUUCGGAAUUUGAUUGCUUUUGAACAACGUCAUUAUGUGGAUAAUUAUAUUAACGAUUAUGUUUUUAUCAUCAAUCAUCUUUGCAAUACUCCGAAAGAUGUUGAACUGCUUGUUCGAGAAAAGAUUAUUGAAAAUUGGUUGCCGGAUAAAAAGGGGGCAUCAACUCUUUUAAAUAACCUCUCAAAAGGGACAACUUUGGAUUAUGAGAAAUUUUAUUUUCUUAGUCUUUGUGAAGAUUUGGAAGACUACUGUAAGAAAAGGUAUAACAUGUGGAGGGCAACUCUGAUACAAAAUUAUUUCAACACUCCAUGGGCUAUCCUUUCGGUAAUUGCUGCUAUUUUUCUGAUUUUACUUACAAUUGUACAAGCCGUUUCUUCUGUUAUCCAAGUGGUGUCUCAACCACCACACAGCAGUUCUUGA
Pistacia vera is the source of this 1449-nucleotide messenger RNA. RefSeq names its product UPF0481 protein At3g47200-like. The record is from RefSeq and is a predicted model, not a curated record. The transcript has 3 exons. The coding region runs from base 1 to 1449 and encodes 482 amino acids. NCBI's taxonomy places the organism in Eukaryota, Viridiplantae, Streptophyta, Magnoliopsida, Sapindales, Anacardiaceae.